UCACAGCGUAAAAGAUGGCGGACAGAAACACCACCGGCGAGGAUCUCACGUUCCGUCUAGCGACUCAGAGCGACUAUGACGCCGUCAUGAGCAUAUCCGAGGGCGUGUACGAAGGCAGGGACUACCUUCCCGCGUUCUACAGGUCAUUCGUGGACGAUCCUGACGUCAUUGUGUUCUUGGCUCUGGUCGGAAGCCAAGUGGUGGGACUGCGGGCAUCCAAGAUCACCGAGAAUGGAACUGCCUUUAUCGUCAAAGCCGCUAGGGUCGCCCCUGACUGGAGGGGACAGGGAAUCGACGGGCGGUUGUCUCUUCACCAGGACGAGUGGAUGCGACAGAACCGCCCCACGGUCAAGUACAAAAGAUCCACGGCGUUUUCACUAGCGACAGGCGUGGUGGAAUCUAUGAAUAAGAAGAUGCGGUACAUAUUUGGCAUGCCCUUCAUAGAGUACCAGUGCGGCCCCGGUCUCUGGUGGCGACAGGAUCCUGCUCAGCUGGCUCAACUGGAGCCGACCGGCUUACCGGACGUCGUGCCUCUACAGGACGCAGACGACGACUUCUGUACGGCCGUACAGAAAUGGCUUCCCGCCGGGGCUUGUGGCGGCUACGACGGCAAACCUGUCAUACUGGUUGACUGGGACCCUUACACCUUAUCCCCAACUAACUUAAAACGUCUACAAGCAAACAACACUAUUUACACGUUGAACCACGAAGGAGAAUCCAGUCUCAGUCUUUCCAAUACAUACCUCUCGCCUACGGUGAGAAUAUUGUGCGUCCAAAUCUACUCCAAGGACUUUCCAACCGUCUUAAAACACCUGUUAAGGCACCUGAAGGAUACAAGUCACACCUACCGCAGUGAUGUGUUGUGCGUGGGUGUGUUUGUACCACAGUGUGAGUUAGAUGACACAAUCCACGAUCUCUGUAAGCAAACCUUACAGAUGGAACAGGUCCAUCCUCCCAAGGCACAGGCGCUGGUUUAUGAAUCUGAAAUGUGAUGUGACGACUGAAACUACGUUCUAGUGUACGAGUAAUCUCCAAGCAGAUCUUUUGUAUUAACAAAUUCUUGUAUUAAUAAAAAUUACAGUCUUCCAUAUACAAGUACUUGUAGUAAAUGUUGAUGAUAAUAUACCGGGUAAGUGUUUGCAAUAAAAAGAAAAAGGCACGGACAUGUAUUACGUUGCAUUGUAUUGUAUGAUUACUAUUACUUUUGGAUGA
Molecule: messenger RNA, 1212 nt
Organism: Branchiostoma belcheri (Belcher's lancelet)
Lineage: Eukaryota; Metazoa; Chordata; Leptocardii; Amphioxiformes; Branchiostomatidae
Product: probable N-acetyltransferase 16
Exons: 3
Coding region: 15-992 (325 amino acids)
Molecular function (GO): acyltransferase activity, transferring groups other than amino-acyl groups
Source: RefSeq, a predicted model, not a curated record